Myxocyprinus asiaticus (Chinese sucker) is the source of this 2162-nucleotide messenger RNA. RefSeq names its product THO complex subunit 7 homolog. Lineage: Eukaryota; Metazoa; Chordata; Actinopteri; Cypriniformes; Catostomidae. Gene Ontology annotation, cellular component: THO complex part of transcription export complex. Gene Ontology annotation, biological process: mRNA processing; mRNA export from nucleus. The record is from RefSeq and is a predicted model, not a curated record. The transcript has 9 exons. The coding region runs from base 1465 to 1983 and encodes 172 amino acids.
AGUUUUGGAAAAAUGGGUAGCAUUACAGAUGGUUCUGUGCAUGACAAUGUCAUAUGUUUGACUACCCAUGAUGAUCUUUCAGAACAGUGCAAUAUUUUUGGUGGGGAGCAAAUACAAAGGCCAAAUUGACCUAUGGGUAAGAAUAAAUGGUACUCUGAGAAAGCAUGAGAAAGUUCUUCAGAAACAUAAUGAUUUUGUUAGAAAAUCUUACAAUUUUGCCUAACAAUCUUAAAUCUUAAAAUUGUUUUACAGCCUGGGUAGCUCAGUGAGUAUUGACUCUGACUACCACCCCUGGAGUCAUGAGUUCGAAUCCAGAGUGUGCUGAGUGACUCCAGCCAGGUCUUCUAAGCAACCAAAUUGGCCUGGUUGCUAGGGAGGGUAGAGCCACAUGGGGUAACCUCCUGGUGGUCACCAUAAUGUGGUUCUUGCUCUCGGUGGGGCACGUGGUGAGUUGUGCGUGGAUGCCACGGAGAAUAGCGUGAAGCCUCCACAUGCGCUAUGUCUCUAUGGUAACAUGUUCGACAAGCCACGUGAUAAGAUGUGCGGAUUCACGUCUCAGACGCAGAGGCAACUGAUAUUCGUCCCCCACCACCCAGAUUGAGAAGAGUUACUACGCCACCACGAGGACUUAGAGCACAUUGGGAAUUGGGCAUUCCAAAUUGGGGAGAAAAGGGGGAGAAAAUCCAAAACAAAAAAACAAUAUAAUAAAUUGUGUCUGUGUAUGUGAUUUACAAAAUUGUUUUCAAUAGACCUAUUAAAAUAUAUAAUAAUCUGCAGCAAAGCUUCAGAUUUGUCCUGAUUGAUCAGGAUUUGAACCCAGGUCACAACAUUUAAUGCCAAUAUGAUUUACUACUGGACCAGUGUCCUAUCUAUUAUCAUUUGUUCACUUUGCAGGAGAAAGUUACUCAGACUAUUAGUUCAUCAAGCCAUUAUUCAUUAUAAAGAAAUAAAAGCAAUUGAAAGUGUAUUAUUGACACAUAUCAGCAUAUGAUGCUUUAGUGUUGCAAAUAAAAUAAUUCAACAUGUGAUUUACUGCUCUGAAAAAUGUAAUCGCCAGUUCCCAUUCAAACCAAUGUCCCACAUUAACAUGGGCAACCAUGUUACCCUGUGAAACAGUUAAAAUAGCUUUUAAACAGGGGGCCUGGGUAGCUCAGUGGCAAAGACGGGAGGGUAGAGUCACAUGGGGUAACCUCCUCCUGGUCACCAUAAUGUGGUUUGUUUUCGGUGGGGCGCACUGUGAGUUGAGAAUGGUUGCCGCGGUGGAUGGCGUGAAGCCUGCACAUGCGCUAUGUCUCCGUGGCAACGCGCUCAACAAGCCACGUGAUAAGAUGUGCGGGUUGACGGUCUCAGACACAGAGGCAACUGGGAUUCGUCCUCUGCCACCCAGACUGAGAUGAGGUUAUUCGGAAGCGUCUUCUUAUAGAUGGAGAUGGAGCUGGAGAUGAUAGACGCAUUAAUGUGCUCAUGAAGACCUUCAUCAAAUGGUGCCACUCCAAUAUCUCACCAGAGGAAGGGUUCGCACAGUAUCAAAGGAUGCUGACAUCUUUAUCUCAGUGUGAAUACUCCAUGGGAAAGACUCUGCUCGUGUAUGACAUGAACCUGAAAGAAAUGGAGAAUUAUGAAGCAAUAUAUGCAGAUAUUGAGAAAAGUAUAACAUCAGCACAUGAAAAGAUUGCUGAGUGCAAAAAAGAAAUCCAGAGAGCGAAAAGGAUACGCAAAAAUCGUCAAGAGUAUGAUGCUUUGGCCAGAGUUAUCAAGCAACAUCCAGACCGACAUGAGACCUUAAAACAGCUUGAGGCUUUAGACAAAGAGCUUCAACAGCUUUCACAGAUCAAAGAGAAUGUGGAGGACAAGCUGGAGCUUCGUAAGAAACAAUUCCAUGUCAUUCUCACCACCAUCCAGGAACUUCAGCAGACUUUGGAUAAUGAUGAGAAGAUGGAAAAUGAUGAUUCCCAGGAAAGCCUAAUGGAAAGUGGAGACUAGGCAUUGUGUUUUUCUAGUUUUGAUUGUUUGGAAGAUGUUAUUAUUAUCCUGUUAUUUUUUCAUGUGUUCCGAAACAAAACAAAAAUUCUCAUUUUAAUCUCAUUUUCUUUUGAAGAUGGCUGAUGUGUACAGUUUUACUAUUGGCGUGGUGCAAUUAAAGUGAUUUUUUACAAACUGGA